Molecule: messenger RNA, 1659 nt
Organism: Monopterus albus (swamp eel)
Lineage: Eukaryota; Metazoa; Chordata; Actinopteri; Synbranchiformes; Synbranchidae
Exons: 11
Coding region: 1-1458 (485 amino acids)
Molecular function (GO): lysozyme activity
Source: RefSeq, a predicted model, not a curated record
AUGAUAGCUGAAGACAUGAAGGUACUUGUGGUGUUUCUGCUGGUGAUGCUGAGCUGCAGUCUGGCCGAAGGGCGGCUAUACUCAAAAUGUAGCCUGAGGACCAAAAUAAUGCAGGCAUUGGCUAAACAGCCAGCUCAGUUAAAACAGAAUGGACUGACUGGAGAAGAUUUCGUGGCCAAGCUCGUCUGUCACGCAGAGGUCAGCGCAGGGUUUGACACCAGUGCCCUGGAGACAAAACCAAUGAUGAGAAACCCCCACACAGUGUAUAACGUUUCCAAUUCAGCCCACCUCUUGAAAGGAGAAGACAGUCCAAAUCCUCCAACCACCAACUCUACACCAUCCCAAAACCAAUCCGGCCAGUAUCUACCGACUGAAGAGAGUCUCCAUGGUAUUUUCCAACUCAGCGAUGGCGUAACCUGCGUCAAUGGCAGUUGUUCAAACUACUCAUUGAACUUAUGUGGGACAAACUGCUCCAAAUUUCUUGAUAGCAACAUAAACGAUGACCUCGGAUGCGUGAUGAAAAUUUUCAACACUGUUGUGAAUUUACACACUCAGAAUGUAACUGCAACACCCCAGGAUCCAAAAAAGAAGCCAAGUGUACCUCCAGAAUACCAGGCCUUAACACAAAUGAAUGCCAAACAGGCUGCAGAGAGGCGCUACACAGACGUCCUGCAUGGAUGCAAUCUGACUGAAGAGUUCAUCAGCAGUAAGGCGGCCAAAUCAGGAUCUGCACGCCAAGCCUCCCCAUCUGGUGACAGCAAACGGAGUGGCUCUGCAGACUGUAUAUAUGUCACGCCACUAAGAGUUCAGACUCAGACUGUUGUCGCUGUCAACAUGAAGGUACUUGUGGUGUUUGUGCUGGCGGUGCUGGGCUGCAGUCUGACUGAAGGCCAGCUCAACCUCAAAUGUAACCUGAAGGAGCACCUGACCACAGCGAUGAAUAACUUCAAGGAUAUACCAAACGAAAUGAGCAAGGAAAACCUGGUGGUCCAGCUCAUCUGUCACGCAGAGGUGUGCUCAGGUUUUAACACCAGUGCGAUGAGGAUGGUUGUGAACCGCGCGAAGAAAGGCAUGCCCUUGGAGAGUCAGGCAUGGCUACAUCGUAGUAAGUGGUCUACGAUCAUUGCCUGGAUUGUAGGACUCAGCCAGCCUUCACAGGACGAGGUCCACACACUCUAUGGUCCUUUACAGCUCAGCAAUCGUGUGGCUUGCAGCGACGGCGUGACUCCAUCCCCCAACAUCUGCAAGCUUCCCUGCAGCAAACUGUGUGAUGACGAUCCAAAGGACGAUGUCAUGUGCCUGAUGAAGUUCCUUGAAAAACCUGGUUUCCUCAAUGUUCUCUCGAUGUUGAAACCAUCCUGCAGGGAGGAGUGGAGAUUGAAAUUGUUCAUGUUGGGACUCCUCCAGCACAAUGAGUGCAAAGACAAACAGGCCUCCAGCUACUUCGCUGAGUGUUGAUAAUCCAACUUCACUUACAUAUCACUGGAAGCAUUAACCUUCUCUCCAGUGAAUGACCAGUGACUUAUGACAAUAAUAAAGUGAAGCAUGUUGCACUUGUUGUGUUUUCAUGUUUAUGUUACAGGGCUAAAGAAUGAGGGGCCGCUCACUCUUAAUGCAACACAUUUAUUUCUGUAAAAGACAGAAUGCAGUACAGUCAUC